This is a messenger RNA of Lacerta agilis (Sand lizard), 1264 nucleotides long. It is a transcript of the gene GHRH, whose product is annotated as growth hormone releasing hormone. The transcript has 6 exons. Gene Ontology annotation, biological process: adenylate cyclase-activating G protein-coupled receptor signaling pathway; positive regulation of growth hormone secretion; positive regulation of cell population proliferation. Gene Ontology annotation, cellular component: perikaryon; terminal bouton; extracellular region. NCBI's taxonomy places the organism in Eukaryota, Metazoa, Chordata, Lepidosauria, Squamata, Lacertidae. The coding region runs from base 472 to 990 and encodes 172 amino acids. The record is from RefSeq and is a predicted model, not a curated record. Gene Ontology annotation, molecular function: peptide hormone receptor binding; growth hormone-releasing hormone activity; neuropeptide hormone activity.
CUCUUUAAAGUACAGUAAUUAUUUCUGAAUUUGUGCUUUUUAUGCAAAUCUGCACCCUCCUUUUUCCUUCUUUGGGUGACCUGUCAACAGUCACCCUAGUUGGCAUUCAGAUUCAAAUGUCCAUUUUAAAGAAAUGCAAAGCUUAUCUAAUAAAGCAAAUUUGUCUUUUAGUAAGCCCAGUUAGGAUGCUAAACACAGCUUUUUGAGUGACUGGAAGGUAAUUGAUUCUCUGACGUUCAGGAGCUUGCAGGUUUGAUGAGGGGGUGAAUAUAUAAAAGAGAGUGCGGCAAUACCCACAACAGCUAGAGACUCGCCACUCUGGUUAGAAAAAGCUGGAUAGGAUUUUCUCUAUUUCCUGGGACACAGAAAUAAUCGGAAGUAUUGUCAGGCAAGCAAGAAGGCCAAGAACAAGGUUGCAGACUUGAGAGGACCAUUUUCCUGAAGGGAACUAUUGCCCCAGAAGAGUGAAGAAUGUUGGACAGGGCUGUUCUCCUUCUCUUCCUCCAUUUCAUCAUGUGUUCCCUCUCAUCUCCUCUCUACCCAGCACUCAGAUAUAGUCCACUCCCCAUUUCUGGCAAGGCAGUUAGCUUUCAACUGCAAGAAAGUGGUCCUGUGCAAAGCCACAACCUCUCAGUAGAGGAGCAGGAGGAAGAGAACUUCCUCACCGACCCUGCUGAGAAAAGGAUGCAGCGCCAUGCAGAUGCAAUAUUUACUGACAGUUACCGCAAAGUUCGGGGUAAGAUGUCAGCCCAGAAGUUAUUGCAAGGCAUCGUUGGGAAAAGACUCGGGGAAGGCAGCCUGGGGGAUGAGGAACACGAAUUCAUGACCCGGAGGCAGUCUGACAGCAUCCUGAUGGGCAGUCGCUAUCACCAGCAGAUGGUACUGAGGAAUUUCUUGGGAGCCAUGUUGCAGAAUCAAAGGUCUCAAGAUAUCAAUGAUGACCACUUGGAGGAUUUUGUCAGUGUCCUAACCAAGCUAAUGGAACUGUAAAUAAGCUUUGUCCUGCUUCAUUCUGGUCAGUGCCACUCUCGGAGCACCCAACUUUUCAAGAGUUCUUCCUGCUUCUGAAGCAGUACAAAGAAACAGACAUCUUACUAUGUGCAUCAAUGCUGUCCAGAAUGCCAUCAGGAAAACAAAGUGUGAGGGACUUCUGUUCCCUGUGCUUACUACAGUUCGACUGUUGAGUAUGUAGCCUCACUUCAGUUUGAAAAUAAAUGCCUCUGAUGUAUAGCAAUCAUAUAUAUAUCCAAACUCUUUUUUCCCC